AUGAGCACCUCGACAGCGCCAAUCCAUCAGCCUGGUACCGCGGAUGGUUGGCAUGGCGUCAUUCGACCGGAUAGUGAAUACCCCCCGGAGAAGGGCCGUUAUCACCUUUACAUCGGCCUUUUCUGCCCCUUCGCCCACCGUGCCAACAUUGUCCGCCACUUGAAAGGAUUGACGGACAUAAUCGACAUCUCUAUAGUUUGCCCUUAUCCAAAGGGCGAUUCAAAGGGUUGGCCGGGAUGGAGAUUCCCAAAGACUGACGACGAAUACCCCAACGCCACAGUGGAUAAGCUCUUUGGCAGUGAAUACAUGCAUGAGGUCUACUUCAAAGCAGAUAAGGAGUACAAGGGAAGAUACUCGGUUCCUUUACUCUGGGAUACAAAAACAAACACAGCAGUCAACAAUGAAAGUGCAGAGCUUCUUCGAUGGCUUCCGACUGCGUUCAACUCAUUGAUUUCCCCAGAACUUGCCAAGAUCGAUCUCUACCCCCAGCAUCUUCGCUCACAAAUUGACAGCAUUUCAGAGUGGAUGCAGCGUGAUUUGAACACUGGCGUGUACAAAGCUGGCUUUGCAAACUCCCAGGAAGAAUACGACAAAAACGUGAUUCCUGUCUUCGGCUCAUUGAACAAAUUGGAGGAAAUCGUAGCCAAUAAUGGCGGCCCAUUCGUACUUGGCAAAGAGUUGACUGAACUGGACAUCCGCCUGUAUGCAACCCUGAUUCGCUUCGAUACCGUCUACGUGCAGCACUUCAAAUGCAACCUGGGGACCAUACGCCAUGACUAUCCAGUGCUCAACAAUUGGCUCAAGCACAUGUACUGGAAUAUUCCUGCAUGUAAAGAGACAACGGACUUCAAACAUAUCAAGGAAAACUAUACAAAGAGUCACUAUGACAUCAACCCGAAAGCCAUCACACCAAUGGGUCCGUUUCCCGACGUCGAAGAAGGUGUAGAAACCGACAUUUCAAAGCUUAGAAUCGGUGGAGUCAAAUUAUCAGCAGUGCUUGAAUACCAGGCCAAGCUAUAG
Paecilomyces variotii is the source of this 1020-nucleotide messenger RNA. RefSeq names its product glutathione S-transferase. Lineage: Eukaryota; Fungi; Ascomycota; Eurotiomycetes; Eurotiales; Thermoascaceae. The record is from RefSeq and is a predicted model, not a curated record. Gene Ontology annotation, molecular function: glutathione transferase activity. Gene Ontology annotation, cellular component: cytoplasm. Bases 1 to 1020 code for a protein of 339 amino acids. The transcript has 4 exons.